Ipomoea nil (Japanese morning glory) is the source of this 1702-nucleotide messenger RNA. RefSeq names its product transcription initiation factor TFIID subunit 8. The record is from RefSeq and is a predicted model, not a curated record. Gene Ontology annotation, cellular component: transcription factor TFIID complex. The transcript has 2 exons. The coding region runs from base 34 to 1308 and encodes 424 amino acids. Gene Ontology annotation, molecular function: protein heterodimerization activity. Lineage: Eukaryota; Viridiplantae; Streptophyta; Magnoliopsida; Solanales; Convolvulaceae.
GCACAGCUAUACAGCACACAGGCACAGGCGGAAAUGGAGAAGUAUUUAGCAAACGCUUCUAGGGGCGACCCGGGAGUCCCGCACUGCGACCCGAAAGACUUCGGGAGCUGUUGGAUCGGCUCCGCUGCCUUCUCCUCGAUCCCCUGCUUCAAUCCCUACAUGUGGCAAUUCACCGCCGAGGACAAGAAUUUGAAUAUGAGCAAUGGAGGCAAAGUCGAGAAUAAAAGAGAGCGAGAGAAUACUGUGGAUAAGCGGGUGGAUUCGCGUGAUUUUGGGAGUGCCAUAUCGAGAAUUGCAGUGGCACAGAUAUGUGAGAGUGUUGGUUUUGAGAGCUGCAAUGAAUCAGCUCUGGAUUCCUUUGCAGACAUUGCAAUUAAGUACCUUUUUGACCUAGGAAAGACUGCAACUUCCUAUGCCAAUUUAGCUGGGAGGUCUGAGUGUAAUGUAUUUGAUAUAGUUGGUGCAUUGGAGGAUUUGUAUACACACACAGGGUUUCUGGGUGCCGCAGAGGUAAACGGUUGUGGGAUGAAUUCAGGUGUUAUGAGGGAGAUAGUUGAGUAUGUUGAGUCAGCUGAGGAGAUUCCUUUUGCCCAGCCUGUGCCACACUUUCCAGUGGUCAAAGUGCCUAGGAUGAUUCCUAGUUUUGAGGAAAUGGGUGAAACACCAGAGUUUAAGCACAUACCACCUUGGUUGCCUGCAUUUCCUGACCCUCACACAUAUAUACACACACCUACAUGGAACGAGAGGGAGUCUGAUCCUCGAGCUGAUAAAAUUGAGUUAGUCAGGCAGCGUAGGAAGGCGGAGAGGUCUUUGUUGAAUUUGCAGCAGCGGUUGGUGUGCAAUGGUCUGCCAGUGGCUUCAAGCUCAGAGGAGCCGAAUGAUACUGAGAAUGGUUUGGGUCAUAACGAAAUCAAAAACCCAUUCCUUGCAAAGACAUUACAAGCCGGAGAGAAAGAUGUAUCUCCUAUUGCUCUGCCAGUUAAAUUCUCUGCCAAAGUCCACACCAACGACCAUGCCUCUUUGCUGGAGACAUUUGCUCCAGCAAUUGAAGCAAUGAAAGAUGGGCUUUCAGAAACAGGAAAUGGCAUGGAGAAGAUUGUUCCGGACAAAAGACCUGCUGUAUGUUUAGAGUUCAGACCUGGUAAGAAAGUUUUAGGCGAUUCUCUAAAUUUGAGGCUUUGGAACAAGAGUUCUUCAAGAACAGCAACAUGGUUCAGGCGAGAUGAAGAUAAAGAUGAUAAGAAGAGGAGAGCAGAGUUAAUUCUUAGGCAAUCUGUGGAAAACCAGCAGGAGCUGACCCAGUUGUAAAUUAGUUCAUGGAUGUGUUUACAGUGAAUUUGGUUAGCUGAAAAUUAAAAAACACAUUGUAUCCAUGCUGUGAAUUUCAGGUGAGUCCAUGUAGAAGUCAACCAUAGUUUCAGGCUUUUUUCAAUGUUAGUUACUAUUUUAUUUAGGAUAUGUUCAGAAUUGAUUUUCAUCCGAUUGAUCAGAUUUUUUUUUUUUUUUUUUUUUCCUGUCUGGUGGUCUCACUUUUGCCAAGUUGUAUUGAAGGAAAUUGUACUUAGAACAGGAUUUUUUAUGAUAGUGGUGAAAGGAAAUGGUCAAGUGACUAGUAGUUUCUACCAACAAAUUUGUUUGUUAGUACAAUUUCUUGUUAAUGUUUUUUCUCAAGGAUUUUGUUUAUAAGAGAAUUCAGUGGGUG